AGAUCAUUGGUGCCUUUAACUAUGCGCCAGUGAAACGCAGCGUGACACACACGUAUUAUGACUUUUGUAUACUGGACAUUAAAAGUUGAUAAGCUUAAAUAAUGGGUGCGGUUAGUGCGCUUUUUAAAUGAAAACUACAUAAGAUGUGACAUCAAUCGUUUUAUUCGAGAAGUACCGCCUCUCCCAGCGGGAGUCUACGUAUUUUUGUCUUUUACUACAGACUUGGAUUUGAAUGAGCGUGAAUAAAUCUGUUAAAGCACAUUUAGGUGCAAAAAUGACUAACGGUGACAUUAAUUUACUCUACGCAGAAGUGGACAGACUUUUACAUGAUAUAUGCAAAUUCCUGCACGACGAAAUUCGAGAUGGAUAUAUAUCUCCGAAUGGAAAAAACUUGGCAAAUAGUCUAAUCGACAGAUCAAAAAAACAACUUCAGACGAUCUCGAUGACGGUGAGUCUAGACACCAAUGAGUCGUACGUGGACAUGCAGGCAUACAAAGUAAAUCAGCGGCUUGAUUAUCCUGAAUUGGAAGUGUAUUCAGAUGUGUCAACUUAUGAACCAACUUCGGGUUUAUCCAUCGCCGGAGAGGAUCAAAUUAUCUGCCCAUACUCCAAUCUGCCGGCAAGCGAAAUCAGGGAGGGUAAAAUGGGCCAUUUAUAUAAGAAGGAAAAAAUUUUGUUCUUCGAACAGCACAAAAAAGUGUUCGCCGCUAUUUAUCAUGCUUGGUUUUUAAUUUAUGCAAACGAAAACGCCUUGAAACCAUGUCAAACGUUCGAUUUAUCGCGUUAUGAAGUGAAACCUUCAUCCGCUCAAUCAAAAGAUAUAAAAAGGCGAGAUGAGAGCUUCGAUUUAAUGUGCAUUUCGGAUUCCAAAUUGCACCAGUUCACAGCUUCCACUCCGAAAGAUAUGCAACAGUGGCUAUCAACACUCAAGCUACAAAUAGAUAUGAUUGUCACAAAAAGAAGCCUUCCUCCGAUACCGGCCAACAAAGUACAAGAAGAUUUCUUUAGGAUUUCAGCGGAAUUAGAAGGCGAUCACUAUGAACCAUUAAAAAACUACAUGAUAAAAGAGAAGGACGAGCACCACUCAGCAGAGAGCUUAGAGGUGAAGGGGGACACGUUACCGCUGCCUCCGCGUAAUCCCAACAAGAACAUUCCUAAACCUUAUUUACCGCCCGCAUCGUCCGAAGAUUCCUUAAGUAGUAACUACGAUUCUGUUACACCUGGAUUUAUAAAUCCGUCGAGAGAAUCGUCAAAUUCGUUUUCAGAGGAUGACAGCGAUACUCAUUAUGACGAUCCCUCAGAGAUAACCCAUCGUCCCACACCAAUAAAUCCAAACGACAGAAUUCAAGCAGAUGACGAUGAAGAUGAUAUAUACGAUUGUCUAUCCGCCUUUCAGGAGAGCAAAGCGCCUAUUAAUCAACAUCAUAAAAAUGAAAUUCAAGUACCUUCACCACCUUCGAAAGUUCAAAGUAAACCUGUGCCGUCCUUAAAACCUAAACUUAUCCUCAGCUUUCGGCAGAGAAAAAAAAGCGAAGUAUGAAGAUGUAAUAUACCCGUGAUAUGCUAAGUAUUGAGAUUGAGUAUUUAUAAAUGUAUGUAAUUAUCUAAGUACACAUUGCUGGAGAAAUAUCCCUUACAUACCUACAUUAUAAUAUAUGGAUAACUGCCAUGAUCAGUGCUCUCAUUUGAAAUCUUCAAGACAAGAUCAGAAUUAUAUUUAAAAGACUCCUAAGUUGACUUAAAACUGGGGUGGAACAGCUGUAAAAAUGUAAUGACCAUAGUUGGUCACUAACACAUUUUUGUUUCUUUAUUUGAUAUUUUUUAGAGGAUCGGCAGUCCAACCUAAUGCACAUAAAUGUAAUCUCACAUAACAAUUGGUCUAUUUGAGGACUGUAACUUUUGUUGUACUUUAUAUAUUUUUGUGCCCUUGUUUGAUUUUGUUACAUGCACAUAGAAGUAUAGUUCCUCCCCGUUUGAAAAAUUAUAAUUUUUUUAUGGACUCACUUUUGCAUCUAUUGUGACUACUAUAAUAUUUGUCAAUACUUUUGUUACCCUGUGUUAUAUUGUGCUUGUAUGAUCUUGUCUUUCAAACGCACAUAACAAAAUUGCCCUUCUCCGUUUCAAUAAUGACAAUUCAUUUUUACAUUACAAAUCCAUUUAUUUUGAGGGAUGUAAUUUUCCUUGUUUGAUUUUGUUUACAGGAUCCAUACGCCUCUCUUUGAGCGCAUACAAUAGUGCAGUAGUCCUUUUCUGUGUCAAGAAUAUGUUUUUUAUGACUUAUAUAAAGAUUCUUAUAUUGUGA
Molecule: messenger RNA, 2302 nt
Organism: Photinus pyralis (common eastern firefly)
Lineage: Eukaryota; Metazoa; Arthropoda; Insecta; Coleoptera; Lampyridae
Gene: blow
Product: src kinase-associated phosphoprotein 2
Exons: 6
Coding region: 233-1540 (435 amino acids)
Source: RefSeq, a predicted model, not a curated record